This is a messenger RNA of Fusarium tjaetaba, 7458 nucleotides long. Its product is annotated as polyketide synthase. NCBI's taxonomy places the organism in Eukaryota, Fungi, Ascomycota, Sordariomycetes, Hypocreales, Nectriaceae. Gene Ontology annotation, molecular function: 3-oxoacyl-[acyl-carrier-protein] synthase activity; oxidoreductase activity; phosphopantetheine binding. Gene Ontology annotation, biological process: secondary metabolite biosynthetic process; fatty acid biosynthetic process. The transcript has 9 exons. The record is from RefSeq and is a predicted model, not a curated record. Bases 1 to 7458 code for a protein of 2485 amino acids.
AUGGAUGAUCAAUCUUGUAGAGAUAUGGAUGCCGAUGCAAAUAUCGUCAACAGUAGCGAAGCACCUCAUCGCGAUAAUGCCAUCAACGAGCAGCAUCCCCACGAUGGAGAGAGAAACCCAGUUCCUGAUACCCAAGAAGCGCCUCAAAUUGUCAUUUGCGGCAUCGCAUUGCGUCUUCCAGGAGGAAUAAGCAACUGCCAAGAUUACUGGGACCUAUUAUACCAUGGCCUCGAUGCUAGACGUCCCAUUCCCAGCAGCCGCUUCAACAUCAAUGGAUUCAACGACAGCCUUGGAGGUAAAGACUCCAUCAAGACCAGACACGGCUAUUUCAUCGAAGACGACCUCUCGCGCCUUGACACGUCUUUCUUCUCAUUGACGAAGAAUGAACUUGAGAGAGUUGAUCCGCAGCAGCGACUUUUGCUGCAAGUGACCCAUGAAUGUCUUGAAGAUGCAGGAGAGAUUCAUUAUCGUGGAAAGCAAGUCGGUUGCUACGUUGGCACUUUUGGGGAUGACUGGUUAAUCAUGAAUGCCAAGGAGCCUCUCCAAGGAGGAUUAUAUGCUACAACUGGAGGUGCAGAUCUCAUGAUGGCCAAUCGUAUCUCGUACGAAUAUGACUUCCGAGGACCAAGCAUGGUCAUAAAGACGGGAUGCUCCAGCUCAGCAGUAGCGCUCCACGAAGCGUGUCGCGCCAUCCAAAGAGGCGAUGCCUCAAGCGCAAUUGUUGGAGGCGCCAACAUGAUCAUGACACCAGCGCUGACAGCAACAAUGUCAUCUGGUGAAGUGCUCGCCCCUGAUGCGUCAUGCAAGACCUUUGACGCUGCCGCCGACGGCUAUGCUCGUGCAGAAGCCAUAACAGCUGUUUACAUCAAGCCCUUGUCUGAUGCCAUCCGCGAUGGCAAUCCGAUAAGAGCUAUUGUCAAAGGCACGGCUGUGAAUUGCGAUGGGAAAUGUGUUAGCCUCGUCACCCCGAAUGGGGCGGCCCACGAAGCUCUGACGAGAAAGGCGUACUGUGAUAAUGGGCUCGAUCCGAAGGAUACUGCAUUUGUCGAGUGCCAUGGUACUGGGACACCAACGGGUGAUCCUAUCGAGGCUGCAGCCGUAGGGAAAGUCUUUGGGGGAGAGAAGGAGGUUUUGAUCACUUCAGUCAAACCAAAUCUCGGGCAUUCAGAGGGUUCCGCAGGGUUAUCGUCUGUCAUAAAGUGUGUUCUCGCCCUGGAGCAUCAGACAAUUCCGCCCAACAUCAAACUUGUGAACCCCAACCCUAAUAUCCCCUUCUCCAAGUAUAAUCUCAGUGUUCCACUCAGUCCAACACCAUUUCCGUCAGAUCGCCUAAAAAGAGUCAGCAUCAACUCUUUUGGAAUCGGGGGAAGCAAUGCUCAUGUGAUUCUUGAGGCAUAUACUUCGGAAAAAGAGGAGGCUCCAGCCUUUGUCGACCAACAAAGCGCUAUACCCCCUUCCUUGCUUCUAUUGUCAGCCAACACGGCAUCCUCCCUCCAGAGGCAUAUCAGCAACCAUCAGAAAUGGGCAGCUAGCAACCCCAAUGGCAUCUCCGACCUCGGCUUCACCCUUGCAACGCACCGUAAGCAUCUACCCCAUAGAGCGUUCAUUGUCUCUCAACAUGAAAAGUCAACCGAAGUCUCAAGUCUGUCCAAAAUCCCUCCUGGGCCUCUGUCUCUGGUAUUUGUCUUCAGUGGCCAAGGCGCGCAAUGGCCUCUUAUGACGAAAGAACUCAUCGAAAGCGAUACAACUUUUCGCAGCGACUUGAACACCAUGGAUUCAGUCAUCCAGAAGCUUGAGUUUGCGCCGAGCUGGAACCUCAUAGAUGAACUCCUAAAGCCUGCGGAAACGUCACAAAUAAACAAGGCUGAGCUAUCACAGCCACUUUGCACUGCUAUUCAGUUGGCACUGGUUAACAAGUUUUCCCGCCUGGGACUCUUUCCCUCUGCUAUUGUUGGCCAUUCCAGUGGGGAAAUAGCCGGUGCUUACGCAGCUGGUCACAUCUCCAUGGAAGAAGCCAUUAUUAUUGCAUACUAUCGUGGAUAUGUGACAACAAAGCAGAACCUUCGAGGCGGCAUGGCGGCCGUCGGGAUGGGAGUCCAGGGCAUUUCCGAGUAUCUAACUGAUGGUGUUGUAGUGGCUUGUGAGAACAGCCCGGAAAGUAGCACAAUCUCCGGAGAUGCGCAUAGUGUCGCUCAAGUUGUUCAAGUGAUCAAACAGGCUGAUCCUGACAUGUUUGCUCGUCUACUCAAGGUAGAUAUGGCUUAUCACUCACAACAUAUGCUACCCUUGAGUGCCGAGUACCAACAUCUUAUCGAAUCUGAACUCCCGAAGCAUGCUGGUCCUAUCUCCUCCACCAUUGAGAUGUUCUCCACUGUCACCACUGAGUUGGCAGAUGCAUCUCUUCGUGAUCCGUCAUAUUGGACCCAGAAUCUUACGUCGUCGGUCAAGUUCUCAACGGCUGUGUCAAACUUGCUUGCAGCCAAGCAAAACUGCCUCUUCUUAGAAAUUGGACCGCACUCUGCCUUGGCUGGACCUCUGAGGCAGAUCUGUUCAUCCUCUUUACAACCCUGUCACUACAUCUCUUCCCAACUUCGAGACAAAAAUUCUUCAGCCGUCUUUCUUAGUGCAGUAGGCAAACUUUACCAGCAUGGCAUGGCUCUUGACCUCGCAUCGCUGUUCCCCAACUCAAAGGCCAUAUCAGGCUUACCAACUUAUCCUUGGGACCACAGUGCAACACAUUGGUCUGAGAGUCGCAUUUCAAAGGCCUGGCGGUCCAGAGAGUACCCUCAGCACUGCCUUCUGGGGUCCCGCAACUUUGAGGGAUCAGAUCUGGAACCUCAAUGGCGAAACAUUCUUAGUCUUGAGGAUAUUCCAUGGCUUAUGGAUCAUAAACUGAAUCAAGACGUGGUUUUUCCAUUCGCUGGGUACAUUGCUAUCGCUGGUGAAGCCAUCAGGCAAGUCACUCAGUCUCCUCUUGGUGGGAGCUACCGUCUGCGACAUGUCGUUGCUCAUCAAGCUCUUCUGCUUUCUGACUCGGUUGAAAUUUCAACCAGCUUGCGCAUUCACCAGCUCAACGACCUUGAGGACUCUACAUGGUACGAAUUUACGAUAUCGUCGUACGACAGUUCAUGUUGGACCAAGCACUGCACGGGACAAGUCAGCAUUCUUGAAAAAGCCAGGGUUACAGAUUGGACUCCGGAAGUACUACCUCGGCGAGUUGAUUGUGCGCGCAUAUAUAGUCAACUUGCUUACGUUGGUUUUGUCUAUGGCCCGGAGUUUCGUGGUCUGCUAGACGUAACGGUUUCUCCUUCAGAACACCUCGUCUACGGUUGCGUCUCCAACAAGACCAAGCAGAAUCAGUCUGCAUUCACUCUACAUCCAGCGACUAUAGACACCGGUCUCCAGUUACUUCUUGUAUCUGAAGCGAGGGGUCUGGCGAGAAACAUUGCUGAACUCGUUGUACCUACAGCCAUUGAAGAAGUUGAGAUUAGCACAGGCUCAGAUUUCAUGGAUGCCAAAGCAUGGAGACUUCAUGGAACAGCAUCGUGCGUUGAGCUUGAUGCUGGCGGUAACAUAGCCCUGCGUGCUUCAGGUAUAAGCUUAAGGGCCCUUGGAGAAGACAUUCCGCUUGAGGCACUUGAUGCACACGCCGCUUCGAGACUCACCUGGCUACCGCACAUUGAUUUUGUAGACCUCUCAACACUUUUUGUUCCACCGUCUAUCAACAGAAGUGAGUGCCAUCUUCAAGAGGAGUUGACUCUUCUUUGCAUCAUCGAAACUGUGGACAAGAUCAAAUCUCUUGAGCCAUGCCAGCCUCACUUCACCAAGUUCAGAGACUGGCUCAAGAAACAGCUUGACUGUGCCGCAUCAGGAGAAUACAAACUAGUCAGUAACUCGCGGCAGCUUCUUGAUACUUCACAGGAGUACAGGCUCUCCAAGAUCGAAGAAAUCACCACCAAGUUGCUAGAGAUGCCGCAGAAGGCGCUCACUAUCGGACUCCGACUCCUCUUUGAUGAUGUGGAAAACCUAUUCACUGGAAAAGCAGCAACUAUCGAGACAUUGCUCAAAGACAAUGUCUUGGCAGAUAUCUAUGAUGCCAUGACCUUCGAUUACUCAAGCUUUCUGCACAUUCUUUCACAUACUCGCCCUACUCUUAGAAUCCUCGAGGUUGGAGCUGGGACAGGAGGCACUACCGAGACUAUCCUCCGAGGCCUAGCGCAGGUACACGGUCUGCCAGCUUACUCGGCCUAUACUUUCACAGACGUUUCUGCUGGCUUCUUUCCCGCUGCCAAGGGUCGUUUCUCCGGUGCUUCAAACAUGGACUUCAAGGUCCUCGACGUAUCCCAGAAUCCUGUGGAGCAAGGCUUCCAGAGCGGAACUUAUGAUCUCAUCGUCGCAGCCAACGUGUUGCAUGCUACACCUUCGCUCUACGAGACGUUGAGGAAUAUUCGAGUGUUACUCAAACCAGAUGGCAUGCUCGUCAUGACAGAAGUUUGCAGUCUAUCGCGGUUGACUAACUUUGUGUUUGGCAACUUUUCUGGUUGGUGGUUGGGUGAGCAGGAUGAUCGACCAGAUCAGCCUUACGUGCCCGUAUCACGAUGGGAGCAGGAAUUGAAGAGAUCUGGCUACAGUGGAGUCGAUGUAGCUGUCUAUGACGAUGAAGAGCCAUAUCGGCAUUGCUCUGUCAUAGUAGCAAGCAAGGAACCUUCUGUGGCAAUUGAUCCCUCUUCCGUUACCCUACUAGCCCAGUAUCCCCAGAGCUAUCCAGCCACCCAUGUCUCAACUGCACUGAAAACUAGGGGUUGGAAUGUCACAUUACGCACUAUUGGAGAUCAAAUUCCCCAAGAUCGUGAUGUUAUAUCAUGUAUGGACUUGGAAUCCGCUUUCUUUGACAACAUUUCAGAAAAAAUGUUUAUCAAGUUCCAAGAAUUCACAAAGUGUCUUGCUUCCACCAACGUUUUGUGGCUCAUGUCUCCGACUCAAGCCGGGUGUUCAAAUCCAAGAUCAGCUCAAACACUGGGGGUUACUCGAACUCUUCGAUCCGAACUCGGGCUGAAUCUUUACACGCUAGAGAUUGACCUGAGUGAGGAUCAUUUCGGUACUCUGAUCGUAAAUGUCUUUGAGAAAGUCAUCCAAGAUCAAGACAGUGAGACUCUUGAGCCAGACAGAGAAUACGUUGUGCAUGACGGCGCAGUCUGUGUUGGCCGGUACCAGCCAAUUCGUAUUGCCGAUGAAGCGUGGGACAAGACCCAGCGCGGCGAGGUAAUGAAGACUCUACGAGUCGACAAGCCGGGAGCCCUCGAUACCAUGAACUGGGUAGCUUCGGCGAUUCCAGACACGAUCAUGGAGGACGAGAUCGAGGUAAAAGUUCACUCCGCCGGCCUCAACUUCCAUGACGUUGUCUCAGCUAUGGGCCUAAUCCCCUCUGAUACUCGACAUGUAUUUCCAGGCAUCGAAGUGUCUGGUGUAGUCAGACGCCUCGGGAGCGCCGUGACUGGCUUUUCUAUCGGAGAUCGCAUCAUGAGUAUAUGCUACCGUGGUGGCUUCUCCACUCACUUCACAGCUAAGCACCACUACAUGCACAAGAUUCCCGACGAAAUGAGCUUCGAGGAAGCUGCCACGAUCCAAUGUUGCUUUUCUACAGUCAUAUAUGCAUUAGUUGACCUAGGAAAGAUGCGCAAGGGAACGAGUGUGUUGAUUCAUUCUGCCUGCGGCGGUAUCGGCCUCGCAGCUAUCCAGGUCGCGCAGAUGAUGGAGGGGGAAAUAUACGCCACGGUUGGAAACGAGGAGAAGGAGGAAUAUUUAGUCAGGGAGUAUGGAAUCCAGCGGGAACAUAUCUUCCACUCUCGUGAUGCUUCGUUCCUGGAAGGCGUGAUGCAACAAACGGCUGGGCAAGGCGUUAACCUGGUUUUGAACUCUCUAAGUGGCGAUCUUCUCAAUGCCUCUUGGAAAUGCGUUGCAAAGUCUGGUACCCUCCUUGAGCUUGGAAAACGUGAUCUGGCCUCACGUGGCCAGCUUGAUAUGAGUGGCUUCUUGGACAACAGGUCGUACUGUGGGAUAGAUAUGCACUAUCUGAUAGGAGAGCAGCCUAUGUUGGUAAAAGAUGUCAUGGAAGGAACUCUUGAGUUCUUCAGACAAGGAAAACUCAGAGCCCUGAGACCUGUCAAGUCCUUCGCUGCCAGCGAUGCCAAACAGGCAUUUCGAUACCUCCAAGACGGCCAGCACAUGGGAAAGGUGGUCCUUGAGAUGUCUACAGAUUCAUCGGAGCCUGAGGUAAAAAUGACAACCCAAAGCAUACAGCUUGACCCUCUCGCAUCUUACCUUCUCGUUGGUGGAUUGGGGGGUCUUGGUAGAGCCUUGGCAGUCUGGUUAGUGGAGCGAGGGGCUAAGCAUCUUGUGUUCCUCUCAAGGUCAAGGGGUGGUAUGACGGGCAACAAGCUUUCCGUUGAACUUGAAGCUAUGGGGUGCAAUGUCAUUGUAGUCAAGGGAAGUGUCAGUAAUCUGCAGGACGUGGAAGAAGCCAUCAGCAAGGCCCUGUGUCCCUUCAAAGGUGUCUUUCAUCUCGCCAUGGUUCAAAGGGACUCUCCUCUGCUUGAAAUGAAGUGGGAGGAUUGGAAAGCCGCCGUCGCGCCCAAAGUUAAUGGGACUUGGAACCUCCAUCAAGCGCUCCAUGACCAGCCCCUGGACCACUUCUGGCUAGCAAGUUCCGCGGUCACAUUUGCAGAUCAGCCUGGACAGGGCAACUACAAAUCCGGAUGCAUAUUCACCGAGUCCUUCUGCCAGUAUAGGCACUCUCUUGGUCUCCCCGCAUCGGUGCUCUCAAUAUGCGGUAUUGAAGACGUCGGAUACCUGGCAGAGAAUCCAUCAGCGCUUCGCAGCAUUAAAUUCCAGGGUCUACACACUGUGAGGGAGAAGGAGUUUCUUGAAAGUGUAGAGGCCUGUUUGUUCAAUUCUGCACCCUUCCAGAGUUUAAGCUCAGGGGAGUGGUCGCCUUGGAAGGAUAACGGCCAUAUUGUGAUGGGUAUGAGGUCUCAUCUCCACCUCGACGAUCCCAAGAAUCCUACCAAUUGGCGCCGUGAUCGUCGAAUGGGCGCAUAUCACAACCUUCCAGCAGGAGAUCAGACCGACAUGCGAGGCGAAAGCAAUCAACUAAAGGUCUUUCUACAGAGAAUCAGUGAAGGAGAUGAAAGUUUGUCGAAAGAAGAGUCGAUUGACUUUCUAUCUAUCGAGAUUGGCACAAAGGUUAACGAUUUUCUUCUCAGGCCAGAUGGGCCUGUUGAUCCUAGCCUCAGACUAUCUGAGAUGGGCCUCGAUUCACUUACUGCGAUUGAAUUGCGGCGAUGGUUUAGUCAAGUAUUUGGUUUGCAGGUCAGUGUGUUGGAGAUGAUUGGGGCGGCAUCGCUGAGGGAGGUUGCAAGGAUUGUAGCAACCAGAUUGGGGGAGAAACUGAGUCGGUAG